This is a messenger RNA of Syngnathus acus (greater pipefish), 3933 nucleotides long. It is a transcript of the gene prdm15, whose product is annotated as PR domain containing 15. Gene Ontology annotation, cellular component: cytoplasm; nucleus. The transcript has 24 exons. Gene Ontology annotation, biological process: cell fate commitment; regulation of transcription by RNA polymerase II. Lineage: Eukaryota; Metazoa; Chordata; Actinopteri; Syngnathiformes; Syngnathidae. Gene Ontology annotation, molecular function: DNA-binding transcription factor activity; RNA polymerase II cis-regulatory region sequence-specific DNA binding; histone deacetylase binding. The coding region runs from base 73 to 3378 and encodes 1101 amino acids. The record is from RefSeq and is a predicted model, not a curated record.
UUUCUGGAGCGGAUUGGAACCCGGAGUCAGGAUUCAAUAAAUGAAGUGUCUUUUGCAGAAAGGGUUUACAGAAUGGCAGCUCAGACUCCAGAGGAGUGCAUCUGGUGUGAAGACUGUGGGCAGUACCAUGAUUCCGAGUGCCCCGAAUUAGGACCCCUAGUGACCGUUCAGGACUCAUUUGUUCUCAGUCGGGCCCGUUCAUCGAUUCCGAAUAGCCUGGAGAUCAGACCUUUGGCAGAAGGCGGCGAGGGAGUCUUCGUCCAGCGACGGCUGGUCAAACGAACUCGUUUUGGGCCUUUCGAGGCGAAGCGGGUCUCCGUUUUGGACAACGAAGGCGUGUUUCCCUUGAAAGUCUUCCAGAAGGAUGGAAUCGUGGUGUGCUUUGACUGCAGUAGUGAAGAUGACUGUAACUGGAUGAUGCUUGUUCGACCCGCCACAGAUCACCAACACCAGAAUCUGACAGCUUACCAGCAAGACGAUGACGUGUUCUUCAACACAUCCCAGGACGUGCUGCCAGGAGCAGAGUUGAGGGUCUGGUAUGGAGCUUUCUAUGCUAAAAAGAUGGAGAAGCCCAUGCUCAAGCUUCCAGUUCAACCAUUGCCACCUCAAGAGACUUACGUGAAAACCAGCUCCUCUCCCCCCCCUGUAACAAACUACAAAAAUGCAGGUGCUGUCAGUAAGUUGAUGGCCACUCCAGAUCUCCCAGAAGACCCCCUAACAGAACAGGAGGAAAGCACAGUGGGGCCUAGUGAGGAGAUUCACUCCCCCGCUGGCCGGCCUCCUGUGAAGAGGGGGCUAACUCGUGGAAGGAGAGCGAAAGGUCGCAGGCCUCACCCUGUCACCGCCGCCGCAAGCAGAAGCAAAGAUGUGAAGCCCCCCGUGGUGAGCACGCAGUCGCUUACUUCCGAGUCAGCAGUUCCUACAGAGAGAAACCGUCAUCUCGGGGCUGCGGACGUCGGGAUUGCGCACAAGAGACACAAAAUCCGAGAGCACAAGAGGGUGUACCGCUGCUCCCUGUGCACCAAGGUCUUUCAGAACAGCAGUAACCUGAACCGACAUAUCCGAUCACACGGUGAUAAACUGUUUAAGUGUGACGACUGUGAUAAGUUGUUCAGUCGAAAGGAGAGUCUGAAGCAGCACAUCUCCUACAAACACAGUAAAAAUGUGCCCGACCUGGAAUAUAAAUAUAAAUGCAUGACUUGUGACAAAUCCUUCCGCCUGCAAAAUGCCUUAAAUUUCCACAACUGCAGGACAGACGACAAGACAUUCCAGUGCGAUAUCUGCUCCCGCUUCUUCUCCACAAACAGCAACCUGUCCAAGCACAAGAAGAAACACGGAGAGAAGCUCUACUCCUGUGAAAUCUGUAACAAGAUGUUCUAUCGCAAAGACGUCAUGCAGGAGCACCACAGGAGGCACAGCGUUGGGCAAAAGCACAUGAAGCGAGAGGAGUUGGAGACCAAUGGAGAAGAAGCGUGCAAGUACAGAAAAGAACCAUCACCGUGUCCCAUCUGUGGAAAGGUGUUCUCCUGCCGAAGUAACAUGAACAAACAUCUGCUGACUCACGGCGAUAAAAAGUACACCUGCGAGAUCUGCGGCCGCAAGUUCUUCCGAGUGGACGUGCUUCGCGAUCACAUUCACGUUCACUUCAAGGAUAUAGCCGUAAUGGAUGAGCAGAAGAGGGAGGACUUCAUUAAAAAGAUCGGCAUUCCAACAGCCGAUAGUGACGAAAGGGAUGAAGAUGAAGAAGAUGAAGAUGACCCAGAGCACCACAAGUAUCACUGCAAGAAAUGUCAGAUGUCGUUCGCCAAGGGUCGAGAAUAUCUGAAACACAUCACGGAGCAGCACAAAGAGCGAGGUUUCGGCUGUGCCAUCUGCAACCGUCGUUUUGCACUCAAGGCCACGUACAACGCCCACCUGGUCAUCCACAGGGAGCAACUCCCUGACCCCGCUGUGCAGAAGUAUAUCCAUCCCUGUGAAAUAUGUGGCCGAAUCUUCAACAGUAUCGGUAACCUGGAAAGACACAAGAUCAUCCACACUGGGGUGAAGAGCCACGGCUGUGACAAAUGCGGCAAAUCUUUUGCAAGGAAGGACAUGCUGAAGGAGCACCUGAGGGUCCACGACGACAUCCGAGACUUCCUGUGCGCAGAGUGUGGCAAAGGCAUGAAGACCAAGCAUGCCCUCAGGCAUCACAUGAAGUUACACAAGGGUAUCAAAGAGUAUGAAUGUAAGGAGUGUAACCGCAAGUUUGCCCAGAAAGUCAACAUGCUCAAACAUUUUAAGAGACACACAGGUACAAAGGAUUUCAUGUGUGAGUUGUGUGGGAAGACAUUCAGUGAAAGAACAACUCUGGAGACACAUAAACUCAUUCAUACCGUGGGAAAGACCUGGACUUGCGCCACCUGCGAUAAGAAGUAUCUAACCGAGUACAUGCUGCAGAAGCACGUGCACCUGACUCACGAGAAAGUGGAAGCCCAGUCGUGUAAUCUCUGCGGCACUAAGGUUUCCACGCGGGCCUCGAUGAACCGACACCUCCGACGCAAACACCCAGAGGUUGUCCCCGUGAGAAUUGAUGACUUUGAUGAAUUUCAGGAAUCAUCCACAUUCAACGAUUCGUCUAUCAGCAUCGCGCAGCCAAGCCUGACGCUAGUAAAAGACAGCCUGUCUCAGGAAAGACCCAGCCGACCUACUCGCCAGGCCAAGAAAAAGCUCAGAGUCGCGCCCGAGCCAGAACUUUCCGGAUCAGAUGAUUACGUUGAUUUCACUGAGCCCAAACAUCUGCCAGAAUUCAACACUGUAAUCAUUGGUGAGGAGACAGAAACGAGCUCUGCGGUGCAGAGUAUCCAGCAGGUGGUUGUUCUCACUGACCCCAACGCUCCAUCCGGCUCCUCUCCUAACAACUCCGUGGGGCUGAGCAACAUGGCGGUCGCGCCCAGCCCCACCCCAGCUCAGUUCACAAGCCUGCAACCCGUAGCCGUCGGGCACCUGACAGCCGGCGACCGGCCACUAUCGCUGGACAACUCCAUCCUCACGGUGACCUUCGACACGGUCAGCGGCUCGGCCAUGCUGCACAACAGGCCCGCCGAGCUGGGCCCAGAAACCGUCGGUCCAGCGGGAGGACAGUCAGCCCAGUCGGUUUCACACUUCAUCAACCUCGCCACUCUUGUCAACCCCAUGAGUCACCAGCUUGAAGCCCAGACUCUGGCCUGGAGGCCAGUACCCACGGCUGAGGGCGGUCAGGUCACUCCUGUGGUUGAAGGCACACAGGGGGACGUUCACGGGGUCCAGAGUCAGGUCCCCGAGGGAGGCCACCCCGGCCAGAGUCAGCCACCCACGUCACAGCAGCAAAGCGGCGCCACACAGCAGAUGUUCAGCUACUAAUGAGGUGCUGGUCACCUAAACCUGUUGCUUGUCCAAACACUUUUAUGAAAUUUCAUUUGAUUUUAUGAAAUGUAAAUAGAUUUGAUCAUUGUCACCCAGAGGCCUCUCCAGUGUCAUUCAAGUGAUUGAAUCAAACUGUUAGAAUAAUCAAUUCAAACUUUUUUUUUUUUUUUUUUUUUUUAUAAAAGAACUAUUUUUUUUUUUAUCCUUACUUAAAUGCUACGCUAUCCUUAUAAAUGUACAGUACAUGUUAUCAAGAUGGAAGCGCUUGGACAGUUUUUAUUCAUUUGUAUGCUUGUUUUAAUCAUGUGAUAGUGGCUCAGUUCUGCAUUUUUAUCAAACGAUGUCUUUUUUUUAACAUUAAUCUGUGUAUAUUUGUCUCAAUUUGCCUGUGAAAAAAAGAGGAUGUAAAACCUUAUUUUGACUAAAAAUAUUUCUGUUUUAUUAAGAACGUCUUUCCUUAUGCAGAUGGUCAAAUGUGUUUGACCAAAUCAAUGACUGAAUUAUGACUGCGAUGGCGUAAAUUAAAUUGAUUGAUUAAAUUGAUUGAAUUAA